Triticum urartu is the source of this 650-nucleotide messenger RNA. NCBI's taxonomy places the organism in Eukaryota, Viridiplantae, Streptophyta, Magnoliopsida, Poales, Poaceae. The record is from RefSeq and is a predicted model, not a curated record.
UCUCCAUGGCGGCGGCCAAGAUCGCCGUCCUCCUGGCCGCGACGGCGCUCUUCGCCACGGCAGCGGCGGCGGACCCCCAACCCCCGCAGCUCGCAACGGAAGCCCAGUGCUGGCCGUGCUACUCCUCCUGCAUGCACACGUGCGACGACGGCCACGGUGUCACCCCCGCCCCCGUUGUCAACCGUUCUCAGCCAGCCGCCCACACAGCCGUCGACAAUGGUCCAACGGCCGCCUCCGUCCUUGUCAACUCUACCGACGGUACUGCCAUCCACAAAACCGACGGUGCAGUCGUCCCUGUCAACAAAGGUGGCGGCGAGGAUUACUACGAGAAAUACUUCGAGUGCAAGAAGAAGUGCAUCGUCGAUUGCAACAAGGACCUGCCGCCGGUGUGCUACAAGAUGUGCAUCUCCGAGACCUGCCUCACCCUGCCACCAUGUAAACGAGGGGAUUGCUACAAAGCAUGCGGGAACAAAUGCUUCCACAGCCAGCCCUACCCCGGGCCAAACCCGGCUCCGAAGCCGACGCCACCACCGCCCACACCUCCAAAGCCCGUGACACCGCCGCCAUCACCCCCGAAGCCCAUGCCACCGCCACCGAAAGCCGCUGCCGAAGGCGAAGCAAAAGACGCCGUGCCCGUCACCGGCUACUAG